Molecule: messenger RNA, 366 nt
Organism: Malassezia pachydermatis
Lineage: Eukaryota; Fungi; Basidiomycota; Malasseziomycetes; Malasseziales; Malasseziaceae
Product: sm-like ribonucleo protein
Exons: 3
Coding region: 1-366 (121 amino acids)
Biological process (GO): mRNA splicing, via spliceosome; nuclear-transcribed mRNA catabolic process; spliceosomal snRNP assembly
Cellular component (GO): P-body; U6 snRNP; spliceosomal tri-snRNP complex
Molecular function (GO): U6 snRNA binding
Source: RefSeq, a predicted model, not a curated record
AUGUGGAAGGAGGUGUAUUUAUACGUGCAGCUCGUAGAGCUGAAAAACAGCGAGACGUUCAAUGGCCACCUGGUCGCCUGCGAUAACUACAUGAAUAUCACCCUGCGUGACGUGUACCAGACGAGUCCGCAGAGUGGCGAGCAGUUCUGGAAAAUGCCCGAAGUGUACAUCAAGGGCAGCACGAUCAAGUACUGCCGCGUCGCCGAUGACUUGAUUGACGCUGUGCGUGAGUCGGAAGAACAGGCACGCAAGCAACGGCAACAAGCUGCGAAUAACCAACGUGGUCAUGGCCGAGGAGGACGUGGACAGCGUCACGGCCAUCACCACCGUGGCGAGCAUGCGCAUGGCCACCGCGUCCGCGCUUAA